UAUUUGUCAACGUCAUUGACCCAAGAGUAUCGUCAGUAAUGACAAGCUUAGGAUUGUCCGAGUGCAAAAUAAAUAUACAAAUAGAAGAUUAAAUGUUUAAUGCAUGGGGCAUUGCACAAAUAUUUUUUUGUUGUUGCGUUUUUAUCGGCUGCCCUGUUACUUCAAACUAUGUUGACACGCAGGACCAAACGAGCCCCCGAGCCAACACUCUUUCGGACGACGCUGAUGACAUCCAGAGACAAUUGGAGAACGAAGCCAAGGAUCGGCUUAAAUAUGGAAGGCCUAAAACAAUCUGGGUGUUUCACUUGCCUACGAGAUAUCCAUUUUUCACUCCAACGGAACCAGGUUUUGGUGACCAAGAUUUUCAUUUGAACAAAUUUGAAAAAAGAUUUCUGAAGAAACACAAGACAACUCCUAAAGAUGAGCCUAAGAAUGUGACAGAGUUUUUAAUGGAAGACUGGAUCUAUCAAGAGCAAGCCAAUUGGUCAGCCAAGUACCCGAACUGCGGCGGGCGGUCCCAAUCGCCUGUAAACUUGCCCGCCAAAGGACUGAUCAAGGCGAAAGCUAGAAAACUGGCAUUUAUCAAUUACGACGCUGUCCCAAUUUCAUUGACCUUGCAGAAUGACGGGAAGAGAGCGAUUCUUUUUGGCGAGUGGAACAGACACUUUCGGCCGAUGGUAUACGGAGGAGCGGCGUACAGUCGUCGUUACUUUUUCCAUUCUCUGGUCAUCCACUGGCCUUCAGAACAUUCUAUAAGCUCUAUGCAGUUCCCGGUUGAAACUCAGCUUCUUCAUAUAUCGGCCGAGUACGAGAAUUUCAAUGAUGCAGUGAAGAAAUCCUCAAGUGAUCCCUUGGCAUUUCUUGGUGUUGUCAAUAUUUACAAAUUCUCAAAUCAAACACAUCCGGGAGUUGAAGAGCUGAUCAAAUCGUCAGUCAACACAGGCUUUACCAAUGUAACCCUUGCUCCUAAACCGUUAAGCUUCUACAGCCCACCAUUCGAGCAUUAUGCCUGCUACCAGGGGUCGCUGACCACCCCACCCUGUACAGAGUCUGUAUUGUGGAUUGUAAGAGCAGAAGCGUUACCAGUAAAUAGGGAUGAAUUCAACGUUCCGUAUGGUUUAUGUAACACGUAUGGCGAACCCGAUGUGAAGCCGUUCCGUUUGGUUAACCCACUUAAUGAUAGACUUGUGUAUCAUUUUCAAUAAGUUACUAUUAUUUUUGUUAUGUGCAUAAUGUAAAGUUAAUCAUAAA
Molecule: messenger RNA, 1251 nt
Organism: Plodia interpunctella (Indianmeal moth)
Lineage: Eukaryota; Metazoa; Arthropoda; Insecta; Lepidoptera; Pyralidae
Product: carbonic anhydrase 7-like
Exons: 10
Coding region: 93-1205 (370 amino acids)
Biological process (GO): one-carbon metabolic process
Molecular function (GO): carbonate dehydratase activity; zinc ion binding
Source: RefSeq, a predicted model, not a curated record